Molecule: messenger RNA, 540 nt
Organism: Racocetra persica
Lineage: Eukaryota; Fungi; Glomeromycota; Glomeromycetes; Diversisporales; Gigasporaceae
Source: the annotation of a GenBank genome assembly
UAUUUGGAAGUUAUACAAAUAAAAAAGGUUAUAAAAUUCUUCGUGGUUGUUCUGUUGUUCAAGGUGAUUCUGUUACCUUUGAAAGUAUGAAGACCAUUCUGAAUGCUGUCAAAGAAGCUGGUUAUUCUGUACAAAACUUAACUAUUGGUAUGGGUGCUGCUCUAUUACAAAAAGUUGAUCGUGAUACGAUGAGUUUCGCUACUAAAUUAUGUCACAUUACUUAUGCUGAUGGGACACGAAGAGAUAUUAUGAAGGCUCCUAAGACAGAUUCCAGUAAAACUAGUUUACCUGGUGAAUUUGUUGUAAAGAAAAAUGAUCAUGGUGUGCCAAUUGUUUAUCCAAAAGAAGCUUGCAUUGAAAAUGAUACUGAGAAUUUACUACGUGUAGUUUACGACCAUGGUAAAGUAUUUAAAUGGGACGAUUUUGACACUAUCCGAAGACGUGUGGCUAAAGAGUGGCCACUUUUACCACGUACUUAUGAUAACAUUAGUCCAGAACUUAAAUUAAAAAUUUCAAAAUGUCUUCAAGAGAUUAAAAAUA